CUGUGGAGUGUGUGGCUGGAGGCUCGGGGGCAGGCGGCCGUAAAUGGCCGGGAAAGCCCAGGGCUGGCUGGGGCAGAUGCCCGAGGUGUGGGCAGACUACGGGAGAGGGAGGCCAGGGACAGCCAGGGCCUUGGGCAGCCCAGACGGGCACAGUAAUGGAGAAGCAGGAAGGCUGGGUGGGGACUGCCCUAGGCCACUUCUGCUUCCUCUCCUCCUCGCUUGUCCUGGCCGUGAGGCUGUGGACCAGAGCGGUUUGAGACCAGAGAGCUCACGGCUUGACUCACUCUUGCAGCCGAGAGGGAGGAGGCCCCUGCCAUCUGGGAGCAGGGAUGAUGGGAUGUGGCCUGCUGCCUGGCCCCUCCUGGGCCCCCAGGCCCUUUGAAGGCCAGUGUCCGGCUGAGCUGGCCGGCCGGGCAGGCAGGCAUUAUGGGCAUGACUCAGCCCAAGCUGAGGUUAACAAGCAGCGCCCAGUGUGGUGGCUGCAGCAGUGGCAGAGCUCGGCGCUCCAGGUCAAGGCUUCCCCCUCCUCCGGUGCCCGAGAGCCAGCCUGGCUGCGGGCUCACCCGCCUCCCUGAGGCCCCAGCCAGGGAUGCCGGGCAGGCGGGCCCAGGCCUCCACCACAGCGGCGGCGGGACGCACUUCCUGCCCGCCCGUUGGCCACCCUGCCCCCGGCGGGGCCGCCCUUCCGCCCGGGGCCCAGCCGUGCAGCUCCCCGGCAGGCUGGGUCUGGGGCCAGGCUGGGUCUGGGGCCGGGCCGGGCCAAGGCGGCGAGGACCGGACCCCGGCCUGGGAAAGGUUACUCCAGGCCAAUGCUCCCUUUAUCUAGCCUCAGCCCCUCCCCUUCCUCGUGCCUGGGGUUGCAACUGCCUCGGGCUCCGCUCUCUGCGACUCCGGUUUCGGUUCCCUUGUGUUUCUUGGGGGAGGGGCCCAUCGGCAUCCAUCUCCUGAAGGCCUGUGUGUCCUCCCCGGGUUAGCUGGCCACGUGCUCCCAGUCCUUGUCUCAUUGGCUGUGCGUCACCUCAGGCAGAGAGGCAGACUUGUCCCUGAUUUUUUUAAAAAAGGCUUCUCCCUGAACUCCACAGAUAGUGGGCAUCCCAGGCAUGGGCUGGGCUCCAGAUUAGGAGAAAAAGUGCCUGGUCUGCCGCUGCACUCUCCUCGACUCCUGUCCCAUCCGUCGGGCCGCAGGGGCUUGGCAGGCGGCCGUGGCCUUGGGUGAGGAACUUGGCACAUUACCCACAGCUACACUGUCAGCCCCAGCUGGCACUCCUGCCAGCUCCCAGCACAAGCCUGGAUUGCCAGGGUGCUCAGAGUAGGCGUGCUCACUUCAGGAACUAGAGAUUGGCUUGAGGCAAAGCAAAGCUCUGCACCUGGAUGGUGGGGGCAGAAGAGAGAUCACUAGCUCUUUAGAAGGGCUUCCUCUGGGCUAGUUUCAGGAAAUAGCAUGUUCACCUGGAGGAUUCACCGGCCAGGGUGGGAGGGGCCUGGUGUGCAUCCACAGCUUGUCUGUUUAGGCCUUGGCCAAAGGACUGGAAGCAGCGUGGAGUGACGGACCUUCGUGGGUGGAUUGAUUGCCCUGACUGUGCAGGCAUGUGGGUCACCCCAGUCCCGCUGGCUUAUGUCCCCGUGGACACUGGCCCAAGCUCAGGCUAGGGCAGAGGUGAUCAGCUGGCUGGAGGGCAGACAGCAGGGUAUUCUGCUAUUACUGGGAUUUCAACGAGGCAGCUUAUUUAGACACGCAUGUACACACACACACACACACACACACACACACAACCUCUUGUUGGCUUGAGACUAGGUUAACGUUUCUUAAUAAGUCAAAGCAUCAUUUACAAGAAUUUGGUUCUCCUGAUGGCUCUGCCAAUGGGGUCCAAAUUCUACACCUCUUGCUACCUCCAGGCUGUGUGAGCUUGGGCAUGUCACUUUGCCUCUCUGGGCUUCAGAGUCCUACUGUGCAAUGGACAUGAGAAUACACAAGCAGCGGGAUGUGGUGAGAAUCAAAUGGAGAAUCACCUGUGAAACCACUUGGCAAAGGAAACCAUUCCAGGCUGGGCAACUAUUGUCCGUCGGGGGUGAGAAGACAGGGCUAGGGCAUGUGCCCCUGUACUGAACCAAGAAAUCUGUGACCCACUGACUGGCCACCUUGCUGUGACCACUUCCUGACAACUCCAGCCCCCCCACCACCGCCGCUACCUGUCUAACUGUUACUGCCGCAGAGGGCCUCUUUCUCUCCCGCCCCUUUCCCACUCUCCCUUCUCUAGGCCCUGCACAGGCCCUUUUCUUUCCCAUCUGUCCCUAUCCUGAGAUGGCAGACGGUGGCCAGUGCGUGGCCAGUGCUGGAAGAGGGAGGGGAGGGCAGUGGAGGCCCUCCCACUGCUGAACUGGUGGAGCUGGCCCUGCUGCAGCACUCCUACCAGGACCUGGCCUCACAGAUCAACCUUAUCCUGCUGGAGCGCCUGUGGUACGUCAUGCUGGAGCAGUUCCUCAUGAAGUACGUAUGGAGCGCCUCAGGCCUGGUCAUGGUGGCAGUCCCCAUCAUCACCGCCACCGGCUACUCAGAGUCAGACCCAGAGGUCGUGAAGAAGGCGGCCUUGGAGAUGAAGGAGGAGGAGCUGGUGAGUGAGCGCACAGAAGCCUUCACCAUUGCCCGCAACCUCCUCACAGCUGCCGCAGAUGCCAUCGAGCGAAUCAUGUCGUCCUACAAGGAGGUGACAGAGCUGGCUGGCUAUACAGCCCGGGUCCACGAGAUGUUCCAGGUAUUUGAAGAUGUCCAGCACUGCCGUUUCAAGAGGCCCGGAGAGCCAGAGGAUGCUCAAGCGGGGUCUGGGGCUGUGGUGAGGUCUGGCGCCCGUGUGGAGGGGCCUCUGCAGAUCCGAGGCCAAGUGGUGGAUGUGGAGCAAGGGAUUGUCUGCGAGAACAUCCCCAUCAUCACACCCACAGGAGAGGUGGUGGUGGCCAGCCUCAACAUCAAGGUGGAAGAGGGCAUGCACCUGCUCAUCACCGGCCCCAACGGCUGCGGCAAGAGCUCUCUGUUCCGGGUCCUGGGAGGGCUCUGGCCCACGUACGGUGGCGUGCUCUACAAGCCCCCGCCCCAGCGCAUGUUCUACAUCCCGCAGAGGCCCUACAUGUCGGUGGGCUCCUUCCGUGACCAAGUAAUCUACCCGGACUCAGUGGAGGACAUGCGAAGGAAGGGCUAUUCUGAGCAGCACCUGGAAGCCAUUCUGGACAUUGUGCACCUGAACCACAUCCUACAGCGAGAAGGAGGUUGGGAGGCUGUGUGCGACUGGAAGGACGUUCUGUCCGGGGGGGAGAAGCAGAGGGUCGGCAUGGCCCGCAUGUUCUACCACAGGCCCAAGUAUGCCCUCUUGGAUGAAUGUACCAGCGCCGUAAGCAUCGACGUGGAAGGCAAGAUCUUCCAGGCAGCCAAGGAUGCAGGCAUCGCCCUGCUUUCCAUCACCCACCGACCCUCCCUGUGGAAGUACCACACGCACUUGCUGCAGUUUGAUGGGGAGGGCGGCUGGAAGUUCGAGAAGCUGGACUCAGCUGCCCGCCUGAGCCUGACUGAGGAGAAGCAGCGGCUCGAGCAGCAGCUGGCGGGCAUCCCCAAGAUGCAGCGGCGCCUGCAGGAGCUCUGCCAGAUCCUGGGCCAGGGCCCUUCAGGCCUCCAGGGCGCUGCCACCUGACAGCGGGCCAAGGCUCUCAGCCCUCGGCCCUUGCCCCUCCCCAAGCCCUCGGAUCACAUGAAGGAAAUGGAGCGCCUGCCCUCCCAGCCCCGCUGUGGGCCUGCCCUGCAUGCUUUCCCUCCUCCAGGGCCUCUGGGCCACCGCCACGCCUGCCUAGAGGACCGCCAGCCAAAUCGCCUGCCCCUUUCCAACCCCACUGCAUCCGUGACCCCGUGAGGGAGCCGAGGCCUUUGUUUUCUCUGGGGAAGGGGAGAGGGGUCAGAGGCGAGCCCCAGUUCACAGCACCAGCCCGCGCCAAGGAGCCUUGGCAUUUGUUGGGCACCGCCCUCCCGAGGCUGAGGUCCCAUCUUCCUCCUCUUCCGUCCCUUGGAGACCUCACCUCCCAUCUCCUGUGAUGCCCUUCCGGCCAUAAAAACAGCCAAGCGGGACCCACGGUGAGACAGUCUCUGCACCUUCUCCCUAUCACUUGUCCCAAAGAGCCUGCAGGAGACAGAACCGCACAGCAUUUCCUAGAGCAAUGAUAAGAAUGUAUUCCUGUCCCUUCAUCCCUAGCCUUCUCUCUCCUACGAGCUAAUUUAUUGGAUUCCUGUGUGUAGCCAUCUGGACUGCCAAUGUGAGCACCCCGCCAGCAGGGAAGGCGGCCUGGGCCAUGGUCCUUCACGGGUGGCCUGGCCUCUUUAGCCAGACCCUGGCUGGCCCAUCACCCUACCAGCCUACACUGCCAACCACCACGGGGGUGAGGGCAGGCCAGCCAAAGGGGGGAUGGACGCUGGGGCUGCCGGGCGUGAGGGCACCAGUGUGCCCAGCUCAGUGCCAAAGAGGGGUCAGCGGGGGAGCUGUCUCUGCAAAGCCAGCCCCCACCCGAGAGGGAGACCCUGCCACCGCACCGCUGUGUGCCUUUCCGGGGCCCUCAGCCCUUGGGUCGGGGAGCCUCCCUCAGUUUCUCAGUAAAAACCUUCUGUGGAAAGUACA
Molecule: messenger RNA, 4652 nt
Organism: Camelus dromedarius (Arabian camel)
Lineage: Eukaryota; Metazoa; Chordata; Mammalia; Artiodactyla; Camelidae
Gene: ABCD1
Product: ATP binding cassette subfamily D member 1
Exons: 10
Coding region: 2466-3680 (404 amino acids)
Biological process (GO): fatty acid beta-oxidation; long-chain fatty acid import into peroxisome; very long-chain fatty acid catabolic process
Cellular component (GO): peroxisomal membrane; peroxisome
Molecular function (GO): ATP hydrolysis activity; long-chain fatty acid transmembrane transporter activity; ATP binding
Source: RefSeq, a predicted model, not a curated record